Molecule: messenger RNA, 718 nt
Organism: Drosophila eugracilis
Lineage: Eukaryota; Metazoa; Arthropoda; Insecta; Diptera; Drosophilidae
Product: BLOC-1-related complex subunit 8 homolog
Exons: 2
Coding region: 32-583 (183 amino acids)
Cellular component (GO): BORC complex
Source: RefSeq, a predicted model, not a curated record
AGAACGACAAACAAGCAAAAAUUAUACAAAAAUGUCUCGAGGUGGUGAAUUGGUUUUCAAAACGAAAAAAACGAGUGAGAAGAUAUCGGAAAACAUACAUAUAUUCGCUAACGAUCCGUCGUUGGCGUUUUUUCGAGUACAAGAACAUGUUCGUAAGGUUUCCCCAGCGAUUUUCGAGAAACGCGAUGAGGUCUUCCAACUGCAAAACAAUCUCCAGGGACAUUGCUACGACAUGGAAUACGGAAUUCAAGCCCUGCGAACAAUUGAAAAAUCGGAAAGCAUAUUCGACAAUAUACAAGAGAUGAUUAAGGCUUCAAUAUUCCUAAAGCAACAGCUUAAGUACGAGGAAAACAGAAAGAAAAUCAAAAAAGACAGCACCAAAUCUUCAGUUUAUAAACGAUUCUCCGCUCAUCUCGCCUUGGACCUGCCGGACUUACCAGAUUUCGGUGGCGUUAUGCGGGAAACUAGCCAGCGAAUGGAGAAUAUGAUUGGACCCGCUGCAGGAACAGCGCGUACUGAUGCCCAGGCCACGCAAUCCAGUAAUCCUGGGGAACUCCAAAGAUCUUAUACGACACUCCAUUAGUUUGUUCUGGUUUUAAGGUUUUAGUUUAAGCUUUGUACCAAUACUUUCUAUGUAUGUAUGUGUUUGUGAUUAUUACAAAAAAAAAGUGUAAUUUAAUUGUUUAGUAUUACAAAUUAAAGUAUUUAGAAUCAUGAA